Messenger RNA from Xiphophorus couchianus (Monterrey platyfish), 1982 nucleotides. RefSeq lists its product as uncharacterized. Bases 1028 to 1849 code for a protein of 273 amino acids. The record is from RefSeq and is a predicted model, not a curated record. NCBI's taxonomy places the organism in Eukaryota, Metazoa, Chordata, Actinopteri, Cyprinodontiformes, Poeciliidae. Gene Ontology annotation, biological process: response to bacterium. The transcript has 5 exons.
UUUUUGAUUUCUCCAGAGCAUUUUACUUUGUUCAGGUCUGGCUGGCCAAACCCUGAUUUGUCUCUGGAUCAAUGACUGGAUCCAGAGAGACAAUGGAUCAAUGACCGGACCAUCUGGAUCAAUGACUACCUGACAAACAGACCAUAGUUUGUAAGACUAAAUUGCUGUCUAGAGGCAGAUGGUCAGCAGCACAGGAGCACCAAAGGGGCAUGUUCUUUCAUCAUUUCAUUUCUCUCUCUACACUUCAAAACAGAACAAGUCAGAGUCAUUUUAUAUGUAUUUUUAUACUCAGAUGGUUCUGCAGGCUGGUUCACUGCUUUGUGACAUGGUGUUGUAGCAAUCAUCUCAUUUUCAAUUUAAACAAAAACAGAGGAGAUGAUUGUAGAUUUCAAAACAAACAAGGUUUAGUAAAACACACUUUCCAUCAUGGGAGAAAAGGGGGAGGUGAUGAAGGAGCAUAAAUACUUCAGUGUUCACCUGGACAACAGACUGGACCGGAGAGUCAACAUCAUGUCUACAAGAUGGGACAGAGCAGACUGGACACUUUGACUAAACUUGGAUCUUUCAAAGUUUGCAGCAAGCUGUUGCAGAUUUCUGUAGGUCUGUUGUGGGGAGUGUAAUCUCUUCUGCUAUCAUGUGUUGGGGCAGCAGCAUCAGAUCGGGCAUUUUACAAAACCAAAACAGAGUGAUGAACAAGGCUGGUUCUGUUCAGUGGACUGCUGUGGAACCUCUGGAAGUAAUGGUGGAGAUGAAGGAUUGUCCCAAAAAAAUCACAAUAUUUAUGGACAGCCCUGCACAUCCUCUUCAUGAGACUGCUUUAGAAUGACAGGUUGCCAUACUACUGUUAGUAUUGGAACAAUAAUCAAAAUGGUUUGUUAGCUUAACGAUGGUAUUUAAAUAAUUUUAUUUGUUUAAAUUGAAGCUAAAAUUUGGUCAAGAGAAACACAAGCCUUCUGAUGUGAAGAGAACUGUUCACCACUCCCCUUUCUAAUAAAUCCCCCUGCAUAAGAAGCGGCCAAACUGAGACAUGGUUGUACGCAGAAUGGAGAACUUCAUGCAGAUAACAGUUAUACUUCUCUGCAGCCACAGUAAGUAUGAUAUUAAAUCAUCUUCAACAUGGACUCCAUUUAAACUGUGUUCUUUAACUUUAUCAGUCUUCCAUUCUUGCUUAUUUACUUUUGUCAUCUUAGAGUUGAAUCUGUUUGUUUCAGGUUGGAUCUGUGAGUCUCUAACUGUGGACGUCCAUCCUGGUGAGGACAUCACUCUGUUCUGCUCCAACAUUUCUCCAUCUCCAACCCAGACAGACUGGUUCAGAGUGGUUCAUGGAACCAAACCCAGCUGCAUCUCCUCCAUGUACGGUGCUGAAGGCGAACCUUCAUACUGCGAUGGAUUCCACCGUGAAAAAUUUAUCAUGAGUUCCAACAAGACAGUUUUCUUUCUUCAAAUCAAACAAGUGGACCUGAUGGACUCUGGGUUGUAUUUCUGUGGAUUUUAUGUAAAGAAACAUACAGUUAUUGGCAGAGCAACAGAGUUAACCAUUAAAGCUAACAGAGACUCCAAAGACGAGGGGGAUUCUGAUAAUACAAAAGAAGCGGAGCAACUGAUGGACCUGAUGCCUGGGAUUUUAGGUUCUCUGAUUGCUCUUCUCUUUGUAGCAGUCGUUGUUCUGGCUGUUAAAAACAGGAGACUUGAGAGAGCUUCAAGGCUGCAGAAAGAAAGAAACGAGAAUGUGGAUCCAGACGAUUUGAACUAUGCAGCUCUGAGUUUCCAAGCAAAGGCCAAAAAGAGCCACAGGUCUGGACCUCAGAGGGACCUGGAGCCACAUGUUGUGUACGCUGCCACCCGAUAGACUCAGGAAGCAACAGGAACUGCAACGGAAAAUGAAACUCAGAUUGUAUCACAUUAAUUUACUGAUCUUUUGAACCCUUCAAUGCAUCUGCAUGCAACACGAGUGCAUAGUAAAAAUAAAGAAAGAAUUAUAA